Messenger RNA from Girardinichthys multiradiatus, 3450 nucleotides. RefSeq names its product oocyte zinc finger protein XlCOF6-like. The transcript has 2 exons. Gene Ontology annotation, biological process: regulation of transcription by RNA polymerase II. Gene Ontology annotation, molecular function: DNA-binding transcription factor activity; RNA polymerase II cis-regulatory region sequence-specific DNA binding. The record is from RefSeq and is a predicted model, not a curated record. NCBI's taxonomy places the organism in Eukaryota, Metazoa, Chordata, Actinopteri, Cyprinodontiformes, Goodeidae. The coding region runs from base 33 to 2618 and encodes 861 amino acids.
AAACACCAGAAGAAGAAGCAGAAGCUCGGUAGAUGCUGAGAACAAGAAAACAACGACUGCAGACUAGAGAUAUUUCUCCGUCUGAGGAAGAACAAAGUCAUAUAACUUUGCCUUCACUUGAGUCUGGAUGUAAGCUGAGCUCUAACUGCUCAGUAACUGUUACAAGAACAUCUGAAGAGAAGCUGACUACAGAGAUGUGGAGACAGCAGCUCAAACGGAGGCAUUGUGCAGCAGUGGGAGAGAUUUCCGAAACGGUUAAAAAAGAGGAUGAAGAAUUUAAUCUUCAUCACAACAUCCUGGAGGCUGAUCUCAACCCCAAAGUUCUGCUGCAUAAAUUAGAUGUUAAGCAGAUGCUGAUGGUUAAAGAAGAAGCUCAUGUAGACCACAUACCUUGUGCUGACCUGCAUGACUCAAGGCUCCACCAUAUAAAGGAGGAACAGGAGGAAGUCUGCACCAGUCUGGGGGGAGAGCAGUUCAAUGGGAAGGAGGAGAUUGAUGCCAUCAGUCUUCCAGUCACUGCUACUCCCAUACAGAGUGUGAAUGAUGAACAGUCGCCUCUGCUCUCACAGCUUUAUCCAGAACAAAUUAAUGGCAGAGAACUUUCAGAAGAGAACAGUGGAGAAGAAUCCAUCAGGAUAAAAGUUCAUGGAGAUGGUUCCAUAGCCUUAAAGACUGAAGGCACUAAGAAGGAUGAGGAGAGCAAUAGAAUGAAAUACUCGGGCUCUGGACUGAAAACUAAGAACAUGGACAAUGACUGGGAGGAGAGCAGAGCUCAUGAGUCAGAUGAAAACACUGAUAACAAACCCUUUAGCUCUUUUGAGUUUGCUGAACAUUUUGUUAACCGUCACUUUUUUCAGAAAGACAUGAAUAAUUUAGAAAAAACGUCUUCAAGCUCGCUGGAUAACAAGAAAUGUUUUGCAGAAAAGAAAAAUGUAAACUCCCAAAGGAAAGUCCAGACAGGAGUUAAGUUUAGCUGUGAAGACUGUGGCAAAACAUUUGUUGGAAAUAAAUCUUUGAACACGCACAUGAGAAUCCACACAGGACAGAAACCUUUCUGCUGUGAUUUAUGUGGAAUAAGAUUUAGCCAAAAAACAGACUUAAAAAGACACAUGAGAAUCCACACAGGAGAGAAACCUUUCUGUUGUGAUCUAUGUGAGCAGAAAUUCAGCAGAAAAUCUACUUUAAACAGACACGUGAGAAUCCACACUGGAGAGAAACCUUUCUGUUGUGAUCUAUGUGAGCAACGUUUCAGCAGAAAAUCUGUUUUAAACACACACAUGAGAAUCCACACAGGACAGAAACCUCUUUUUUGUGAUCAAUAUGGGGUAAGAUUCAGCCUGAAAAAACAUUUAAAUACACAAAUGAGAAUCCACACUGGGCAGAAACCUUUCUGUUGUGAUCUAUGUGGACAAAGAUUUAGGCAAAAAACAGAUUUAAAAAGACACAUGACAAUCCACACAGGAGAGAAACCUUUCUGUUGUGAUCUGUGUACGCACAGAUUCAGCAGAAAAUCUACUUUAAACAGACACAUGAGAAUCCACACAGGUGAGAAACCUCUCUGUUGUGUUCUAUGUGAGCAGAAAUUCAGCAGAAAAUCUACUUUAAACACACACAUGAGAAUCCACACAGGACAGAAACCUCUUCUUUGUGAUCUAUGUGGAGAAAGAUUCAGCCUAAAAAAACAUUUAAACACACACAUGAGGAGCCACACAGAACAGAAACCUUUCUGUUGUGAUCUAUGUGGACAAAGAUUUUUCCAAAAAGCAGGUUUAAAAAUGCACAUCAGAAUCCACACAGCAGAGAAACCAUUUGGCUGUGAUCUGUGCAGACAAAGAUUUAGUCAAAAAACAGAUUUAGACAGACACAUGAGAAUCCACACAGGAGAGAAACCUUUCUGUUGUGAUCUAUGUGAACAGAGAUUUAACAGAAAAUUUACUUUAAGCAGACACAUGAGAAUCCAUACAGGUGAGAAACCUUUCUGUUGUGUUCUAUGUGAGCAGAGAUUCAGCAGAAAAUCUAUUUUAAACACACACAUGAGAAUCCACACAGGACAGAAACCUCUUCUUUGUGAUCUAUGUGGAGAAAGAUUCAUCCUAAAAAAACAUUUAAACUCACACAUAAGGAGCCACACAGGACAGAAGCCUUUCUGUUGUGAUCUAUGCGGACAAAAAUUUAGCCAGAAAACAGAUUUAAACAGACACAAGAGAAUCCACACAGGAGAUAAACCUUUCUGCUGUGAUCUAUGUGGACAAAGAUUUAGCCUAAAACAAAAUUUAAACACACACAUGAGGAUCCACACCGGACAGAAACCGUUCUGCUGUGAUUUAUGUGGGCAAAGAUUUAGCCGAAAAACUGCUUUAAAUGAACACAAGAGAAUCCACACAGGAGAGAAACCUUUCUGCUGUGAUCUAUGCGGACAGCGAUUUAGCCAAAAAGCACAUUUAAACACACACAUGAGAAUCCACACAGGACAGAAACCUUUUUGUUGUGAUCUAUGUGGACAAAGAUUCAACCAAAAAGCACAUUUAAACACACACAUGAGAAUCCACACAGGACAGAAACCUUUUUCUGUCACACUGGAAUCCACACUUGAGGGAAAAUGGCUAAGUUAUGAAUAGUCACUCAAACAGUCUUCACUCAUUGGUUUCAGCAUUUGUCUAGUGGUUAAUUUUCAUAUUUAAUUUGUUAUAAUAUGUUAGGUUACUGAUUUGUUUGGUUGUGUAACUGGUAGUUUCUAUGCCAAGCUUUCUUUUUUUUUUUUUUUUUGUUCAGGUGCGUUCAGUUUUUGCUUAUUGUGUAUUUCAAACGGGCCUAUAGUUUAAAGAUUGGCACCAGUGUUGACAAAUCAUUUGGCCUGUGUCUGUUGUCCUGUGUAUUUUGUCUUCUAUGGUUUGGAAGGUGUCGUCCCCAAUUCUAGGUAUUGUAUGUAUUGCUUUCAGUGUUUUAGUGGUGACCUGGAUAACUUCAUUAAUCUGUUUAAAUUUAGUCUCUGUAGAUAAUUUAAUGAGUGGUAAGUAUACGUCUGCAAAGAGAAAUGUGUCCUUGGCUGUUUAAAAGUCUGGGGACCAAUUUGUGAAUGGUUUUACCUUCCCUGAAUCAACUAGAAGAUUUUGUACUUGUGGGGUUUUGAGGUUGUUUGUUCACUUCCAUUGUGUCUUUUACUGUCUUUACAGUGUGUUUUCAUCUGCUGUGGGAUAUCCUUUCUCUGUGGUUUUGAUUGUAUGUGAAGUUUUUCUAUUCUUAGGUUUUGUUCUAUUAAGGUUCUAGCUUGUUGGAGGGUUUUCAGUUUGAUUUUUAUUUCCGUUUGUGCUUUUCUGGUAGCCAUGUUUAGGAUGUUUUAGGAUAUUUAGAAGUUUUUUGGCCAUGGUUUGGUCCUUUUAAUUUCCUAAAUUGAAUAUAAUUAAACUUUUAAAUUGAAUAACUUUAAUAAAUUGCCAUUUUGAUACUCUU